AUGCCAUCAGUAGAUACAAACGAAGGAUCUUCGCCAAUCAUCUCCGAGAUGAUGCCUUCCGUUGAAGACGAUGGCGUCGUUGUUGGAGAACUUUCCAAUUCAGCAACCGCACCGCAACGGAAAUCAAAAAGGCGUGAAGGAAGGAGCAAACAUUCCGAACGCAAAUCAAAAUACGGCUCAAAGUCUCGUUCCAAAUCUCCUGACGACGAUCUAGUACUGAGCGAACGCUCCGAUCGUCAUAGAUCUCCUCACUCCUCGGACCACCAUCGAUCUAAUCGCAGUAGAUCGUCUAAAACUUCUGUUGAUGCAAAUUCCAAACAGCAGAAAUCAAAAGAGAAAGCUGAAAUGCAAAAAGCUUCUCAUCCUGGGGCUCAGUAUGUUUCAAGCUCUGAUCGCCGGGCCGAUAGAAAAGCAGCGAUGGGAACUCCCGGGGCUGAAAGAAUUUCAAACUCUGAUGGGGAUGAUGGCGCAAGAAAAUCAUCCAAGUAUCGCAGCAAGACGAGACCGACGGAGCCGUCAGCGAGACCUGGGGCUACGAAUGUGUCGAGCUCUGAUCGUGAUGAUGGUACAAGAAAGUCAUCCAAGUAUAGCAAGACGAGGCAGAAGGGGGCGUCAGCGAAUCCUGGGGCUACUCGUGUGACGAGCUCUGUUCAGGAUGGCGGCGCAAGAAAAACAUCCAAGUUUAGUAGGACGAGACAUCAGGAACCGUCAGGGAAUCCUGGGGCUCAGAGAUUGAAGAGAGCUGACAGGGAUAGCACAAAAUUGAAAGCAUCACUUGAUACCAAGCCAACCAAGGUCGAGGACGACAUCCCUCUUCCUUCUUUGCAUCCUGGGGCUACAGGCCGCGUGGAUGAAUUGGCGGAAGCAGUCGAGGCCACGACUACGCCUGAUAUGACGGCGGAGAUCGAAGCUGCUCGUCAACAGGGAAGAGAAGAAGAACGAAUUGCAAGGCGAGAAGAGGACGACCAGAAGAUUGUUGUAGCUACUCCUGCACCAAAAAACAACAAGCGCCGGAAGUAUGUUGCUGCUUUGUUCCUCUUUGCGGUUGCUACAGGAGUAAUAACCUGGCUGUUGGUAAAAAAAGAUGAUACGAGCAUUCAAAAUAGAGUCAUCUUUGAUCCACCUACAUUGGACGAUUGUCUUGCCAUCUCCUUGGGACUAGAGACUGUCCGCCAAAAUGGAACUACAUCCAAAUUGUUUGGAGUCGAGAUGGACGUAACAGUCGCUUCUGGCAUUGUAAUGGAAUUGCUUCAAGCCGAGCUUCGACUGAGAAUACAGAGAAAGGUUCUACCACUGCUUGCUGGGUGUGACACCGAAGGCUCCAUUUCGAUUGAAAAUAACAUUUUCAUUGUGGAGAACGCUGUACUGAACGAGACCUCCGUUGACGACCCUAUAUCCUGCAGCUCCGACUCAAUCGGGCUUUGUUCCUUUGUCUAUCUGGGGCUUAAUAUCUUUGCGAAGGACGAAGCUGUGUCGAGCGACGUACUGGUAGACCUCAUCAAGGAUGUAUUUCAAGACAAAGGACUAUUGGAACUCUUGGAGCUGCUUUCACCUGUGGAAAAUAUUGACUUCAUCAAGGCAUAUGAAAUCCUUCCAUCGUAUGCUCCGAGUUCAAGUCCAUCCAUCCAAGACAAUGACAGUGGUUCGCCCUCCCGAGAAACCUGCGCCGCAAUUGGCAAUGGUACUGCUGUCUCCGGACGCGAAGACCUAGUUCAAGAGUACGAAAUCAUCAUGGACGUCACUUUUGAUUCAGAGACUAAAGAAGAAUCGCUGCUUGCCACAGAAAUGGAAGAAAAGAUUCAACGGAUCUUGAUGCCCUUAUUAGCCGGCUGUACUGACAAAGUAAACAACGAAAAUAGGAACAAAGGCAUUGUCAAUGCGUUGGCUGAUGUUGAGGCUGUGACGACUGACGAAUGUUUGCCUGCUGCUGAAAGGCCAUGCUCUCGCUAUGUUGCUGAUCUUGACCUCUACUUGAAUGACAUGGCAUCGCCGACUCACUUGAUAGAAUCUAUCAACACUGACCUUCGGGCUCUGCCGUUGCUUGAGAAGUUGGAUUUGUUGCCACCCUUUAAACAAAUCGACAUUGUGAACAUUUUGCAAAAGGAGACAAUGUCGGCAAGUCCAUCCCCAUCUGUCGGACCCCUCACUACCGCUGAGCCAACCAGUUCGCCAACGAUACGGCAGACUUCUGUUCCAACGCGCCUUCUUACGACUCUGCCGGCUCCUGUUCCAACAUUUCAACCUGUUGAUGGUCAUCCCACUUUGCAAUUAACGCCACUUCCAACGUUUGAAGCCAGUCUAUCACCAUCGCAAAUUCCUUCCAAUACACCGACUGCUAUGCCAACAACACAACCUGUGGUUGGUCCGACUUUGAAGCCUACGCCAUUCCCAACGGAGGGGCCGUCAGUCUCCCUUUCGAUGCAACCCAGUAUAUCUCCUUCGAUCCAUCCAACAGCAAAUCCUUCUAAGACACCUUCUGGCCAACCUUCUUUGUCCCCUUCAGCUGUGGAGUCUCGGCCACCUUCAACUCAGCCUUCCGUUCAACCUUCUUUGUCACCAACAUCAACGUCAUGCUUCCAAACUAGAGGAGAACUCAUCAAUAUUGUUGGCGACUGGUUUGAACCAUCACUGAAGGCAUCAGUCGAGGCUAAGUACGGACUAAUAGGUAAUUGGUGUUUUGGUGCAGGUGUGACAAAUAUGGAGGAUCUGUUCAGGGAUCGCGAGACUUUCAAUGAAGACAUUUCGAAAUGGGAUGUUUCUGCUGUGACUUCCAUGAAUGCAAUAUUUUACCAGGCAAGCUCGUUCAAUGCUGAUGUUUCAUCAUGGGAUGUGUCUUCUGUCACGAACAUGGGCUCUCUGUUCAAUAGUGCAUCGGCUUUCAAUCAAGAUUUGUCAUCAUGGAAUGUUUCAUCCGUAACAACAAUGCAACAAAUGUUCCAAUUGGCGAGCGCUUUCAAUGGAGAUAUUUCAUCAUGGGAUGUCUCCUCCGUAACAACAAUGCAACAAAUGUUCCAAUUGGCGAGCGCUUUCAAUGGAGAUAUUUCAUCAUGGGAUGUUUCUGCCGUCAAUAUCAUGACUGCAAUGUUUUCCGAGGCACACUCUUUCAAUGCUGAUAUUUCAGCGUGGGAUGUGUCUUCUGUCACGGAGACUCGCUUGAUGUUCCAUGGUGCAUCGGCUUUCAAUCAAAACUUGUCAUGGGAUGUUUCUUCGGUAACAACAAUGAAACAAAUGUUCUAUCUGGCGAGCGCUUUCAAUGGAGAUAUUUCAUCAUGGGAUGUUUCAUCUGUAACAACAAUGCGACAAAUGUUCCAAAGGGCAAGCGCUUUCAAUGGAGAUAUUUCAACAUGGAAUGUUUCAUCGGUGACCACCAUGCUAUCAAUGUUUUACGAGGCACUUUAUUUCAAUGGGGAUAUUUCAUCAUGGGAUGUUUCUUCUGUCAUGGUAUUGGAGAGAAUGUUUCUUGGCGCAGAAUCCUUCAAUCAAGACAUAUCAUCAUGGGAUGUUUCUUCCGUAACAUCCAUGAACCGUCUACUCCUUGGGGCAUCAUCGUUCAAUUACAGUAUUUGUGCAUGGGGCUCACGCAUUCCCAGCACUGUCAAUGUUGACGCCGCAUUUCGCGAAACGAGCUGCCCAACAAUAUCCGGUCCCAGCUUUACUUCAAAUCCACCCGGUCCUUUUUGCCAUGUUUGUUGA
Molecule: messenger RNA, 3693 nt
Organism: Cylindrotheca closterium
Lineage: Eukaryota; Bacillariophyta; Bacillariophyceae; Bacillariales; Bacillariaceae
Source: the annotation of a GenBank genome assembly